CAACCCGCAGUUUAUCUCUGACGACCGUCCAAGCACGAGAGGCGUAGACGACUUAAUUUUUUUACCAAAAAUAUUUUAGUAUUAUCCAAAAUGCUUAAAUUUUUGAUCCUCGCGGUUGUGGCGGUUGCCGUCGCCGAAUCUCACGAAGGACCCUGCCCAGAGGUCAAGCCGGUUGAGAACUUCAACCUGACAGCCUACCAAGGAGUUUGGUAUGAAAUUUCAAAGCUGCCAAUCGCUUCUGAGGGCAGGGGUGCUUGUAGCCAGGCUGAAUACACAGUAGACGGUGACAUUGUCAAAGUAAAGAACAGCCAUGUUCUUGACGGUGAACUGAAGUUCAUUGAAGGUACAGCCAGGUUUGCUGAUGAUGCUAACAACGCUGCCAAGUUCGUUGUUUCCUUCAAAUUCGGAGAUUUCGUCUCUCAAUCACCUCUGCUGAUCCUGAACACCGACUUCAACAGCUACUCAGUCGCCUACAACUGCAAGUACGAUGAGAAGACUAACUCUCACAAAGAACAAGCCUGGAUCCUGUCAAGGACCAAGACUCUGGAAGGCGAAGCCAAGACCACCGUUGACAACUUCUUGAAGGCAAACCCCAAACUGAUUGAUGUCAGCGAACUUGUCCACACAGACUUCUCUGAGGAGGCUUGCAAAUACACCGAAUCCAGCGUCAUGACUGAACAAACAGCCAAGCCCUAAACGAAACCUAACCAAAAUCUAGGAACGUAAGACCUUAAUAACAUCUUCACCUUAUUUUUGAUGCUAUUGUCCCAUUUCAAACUCUAUUUCUAACAGCAUAGAUAUCAAUUUCUAUUAUCAGUAACAAUGGUGUCAAAAAUGAGUAAUUUAAUUGCGUAUUUAUUAUAUCGUUACUGUGGAAUUCACUGAACGGAAUUGAGUGAAAUGUUCUCGAACGUUUUUAUUUAUUUCGAAUAAAUGUUUCAUUGUGAUAUAAAAAUGAUUUUUACCUACAUAAAUAGAAAUAUCGAUAGUAUUAUAUACAAUGUAUCAGUAAUAUGAGUUUUUUUAUAUUAGCCAAUAUUACCAAAAUCAAAUGACAAUAAAGUAUGUAUAAGUUAAAGGUCUAACGUUUGUGAUAAAAUAGUUUACUGUCUUAUUUAUAAACACUUAAUAACCUAACUAUAACUAUAGAAAUCUUUUGUCACUUAGUUGAAAUUGAUAAAAAAUCUAUAGCAAGUAGGUUUCUGUAUUUAUGAAUGGGACUGUAAGACUAUUCGUCGGAAAAUAAACUUUUCUAUAAAAAUAUUA
Spodoptera frugiperda (fall armyworm) is the source of this 1266-nucleotide messenger RNA. Its product is annotated as insecticyanin-B. NCBI's taxonomy places the organism in Eukaryota, Metazoa, Arthropoda, Insecta, Lepidoptera, Noctuidae. The record is from RefSeq and is a predicted model, not a curated record. Gene Ontology annotation, molecular function: pigment binding. The transcript has 4 exons. Bases 91 to 696 code for a protein of 201 amino acids.